This is a messenger RNA of Colletotrichum spaethianum, 1914 nucleotides long. RefSeq lists its product as uncharacterized. The transcript is spliced from 3 exons. Gene Ontology annotation, molecular function: protein binding. NCBI's taxonomy places the organism in Eukaryota, Fungi, Ascomycota, Sordariomycetes, Glomerellales, Glomerellaceae. The record is from RefSeq and is a predicted model, not a curated record. The coding region runs from base 1 to 1914 and encodes 637 amino acids.
AUGGAUGAGGUCGUCCGCUCGUUCGGCAGGGGAAUCUCCCGUGCUGCGCGCGGCGUCCGCAGGAAGGUUCAGCGAGGUCAGCAUUCGUCUGAUACUUCUUCAGCUGCUUCGUCGUCCGCCCCAUCCUUGACCACUUCGUCUGGCACCGCCGAGGCCACCGCACAUGCACCACCACCCGCGCCCGCUCCGAACGCCCAGCCCGAUCUCGAAGCCCAGCUUCCGGUUCACCCGGCUGCUCAUUCACAGUACACGGCCGUGCCGCUUGCGUCGCCGCCGCCCUUCACCCCGACUGCACCGGAGCCGGCCUCAUCAUCGCCUGCUCACACUGCGCCUAAUAACCAUGUCCUCCCUACGCUGACGCUCGGCCCGUCGGCCCAGCACCCCACUCCCGAUGAUGCAUCGCCUCAAGCUCUCUCCCCUCACUCAACCGGCACCUCAUCCGCCUCCGAUGCUCAGACCUUAACCAACAACAUCACUACCCAGACUCUCACCGUCCCAGGCACCCAGUCUCAGUCCGUGUCGCCGUUGUCACCCCCAUCGGCUGUACUUCACUCACCCAACACGGCUCAGCUCUCUCCCUCAUUCACUCCAUCUGCCAUAUCCUUCGCACCUCAGGUUCACCCUAAUUCUCCGUCCCCUCAGCCGCUCAACCUCUCGGCCGCCGCCUCGCCGGCUCAGUACUUACCCUCGCCUCUCGAGUCGCCCCUCCCCCUCGACCUCGAGCAGCAAAUCUCUGGCAAAGAUGGCGGCUCGAUCCGACCCCAGAGUGGCCGGAGUGGCCGACCCCGGACGUCCCGCUCCCGGCGUGACUCGGUCAUCGAAAAAGUCGCCUCCUUGGACCCCCGCCGCCGCUCCCGCAGCCUUGGCCCCAGGACCGGCAACAGCCUGAUGGACCUUCCACCCGAGCUGCACCUUAUGAUCAUCGACUACCUCGAGUUCGGCGAGCUUGAGAACCUGCGCCGCACGUGCCGCUUCUACCGCAACUUCCUCACAAAGCAGACGAUCCGCGACCUCUUUGGCGAACAGUUCCGCCUCGCCCUGCUGGCGCACUGCUAUAUUUGCUUGAAGUACGACCCCACCCGCGGAAGCCUGCUCUGGGCAGACUAUAACCACCCGCGCUACCCGCUCGCCAGCAAGUGCGUCGACUGUGCGUACCAGGAGGACGAGCUGGCUGUGGGCAAGAAGGUCGCUCUGGGGAACUACGCCAGCGUGUGGAUCUGUCGGUGGUGCGGGUAUCCCGUCGCGAGCACCCCGUCGCCCAAUCAGCCCGAGUUUCAUAAGGACUGCUAUAGUCAUUACAACAACGUUCUCCUCGUGUAUUUCGUCUUGGGUUGGAUCCAGUUGAGUCUCGGUAUCGUCGCCUCCGGGCUAUGCUGGAGGUUUUUCAGGGACGAGAUCUUGGUCUUGGUGCCAGCCAUCGUCAACUUCGUUUUGCUGUGGUGGUGCUUGGCUUUCCUUGUCGUUAGAGGCGAGCACAAGCGCACGUAUCACUUUACUGGCAUACUCGAAGCCGCGAUACUCGCCCUCUGGUGUUUGCCUCUUUAUAUUCUAGUUAACGACGUGGAAGGCGGCGUCGUCGGAGCCUGGGAUCGGAGGGUCUUGGUGACCAUGAUCUUCAUCGUGUUGAACAUAAAUAGGGCCUUUCGUCUCUUGAACUUCCUCGGCAACAUCAUCCUCACCCUCGAAUGGCGACACUUUGCGCGGAAGAAGCCCAGGCUGACGCCGGCCGGCCGGUUCGGCAACAUGGUCCUGGCCUUCCUCGUUUACUGGACCUACCCGCAGGCCGUCGAGCAGGAGUAUCCGCCACAAUACCACUUCAUCAACACCGGCCGACGACGAGUAAAGAGAAUCCUUGCCGAAAGAAACGCGCAGCGGCUACGGGAGCAACAGCAAAUAAUGACCAUGAUGUACUGA